Pterocles gutturalis (yellow-throated sandgrouse) is the source of this 1527-nucleotide messenger RNA. RefSeq names its product ubiquitin carboxyl-terminal hydrolase 45-like. Gene Ontology annotation, cellular component: cytosol; nucleus. The transcript has 5 exons. Gene Ontology annotation, molecular function: cysteine-type endopeptidase activity; cysteine-type deubiquitinase activity. NCBI's taxonomy places the organism in Eukaryota, Metazoa, Chordata, Aves, Pterocliformes, Pteroclidae. The annotation marks the transcript as partial. The record is from RefSeq and is a predicted model, not a curated record. Gene Ontology annotation, biological process: protein deubiquitination.
AAUCAAUUGAACCAGGAGAGACGGCUUGCCAGAAAAGCUUCCUCAAAUAAAGAAGGAAGAAGUUCUGUUAUCAUGCAGGAAAAAAAUAAAAAGCUUGAGCUGGAAGGUAGCUCUGGCAUCCAGUACUCCAAAGACAUGAGUGCUGACUCCACUGUAAAUGGAAGUCAGACAGACGGCAGUGAGAAGGAAGCCAGCCGCUCUGAAAGCAGCUUUGAUGCAGACAGUGAAGCCUCAGAAAGCGAAAGUGCUUCUAAGCAAACAGCUUUCAGCUCGUCCAGCAACAUGUCUGGUUUGCAUGUCAACCACAUAAAUGUUAAGAUGCCGCACAACAAACCAAGUGACAGUAAUGACGAGAUGAUUUCCAGUGCCAUAUCCAAACUCAGCUUCUGUGAUAUUAUAAAUGAAGAUAAAAAUUUGAGCUGUGGGGAUCCAGCAUUAGGUUUAUCGAAUAAUUCCAUGUUCUCAGGAGACAAAUCCCCGCUAUCCCAAAACCCUCAAAAUGCUUUUCAGACACUUUCCCAAAGCUAUAUAACUAGCUCAAAGGAAUGUUCUGUUCAGUCGUGCCUUUACCAGUUCACCUCUGUAGAGCUCCUAAUGGGGAACAACAAGCUUUUAUGUGAGAGCUGCACAGAAAGGAAACAGAAGCAUCAGAAGAAAACCAACUCCACAGAAAAGAAAAUGGAAGGUGUCUACACAAAUGCUCGGAAACAGCUGUUGAUUUCUUCAGUUCCUGCUAUUCUUAUUCUCCAUUUGAAAAGAUUCCACCAGGCUGGUUUGAGUCUACGGAAGGUAAAUAGGCACGUGGAUUUCCCACUGAUUUUAGACUUAGCACCAUUUUGUUCUGCAUCUUGCAAGAAUGUGGCGGAUGGUGCAAGAGUGCUAUAUAGUCUAUAUGGAAUAGUAGAGCACAGUGGGUCAAUGAGAGGUGGUCAUUAUGCGGCAUAUGUGAAAGUCAGGACACCCUCCAAGAAAUUACUAGAGCAUAUUUCUACCACUAAAAAUGUUCUGGGUUUAAAAGAAGCCAUGGGAGCAUCAGGAGGACAGUGGGUUUAUGUUAGUGAUGCCCAUGUUCAGAUGGUUCCAGAAUCAAGAGUACUAAAUGCACAAGCAUAUCUACUUUUUUAUGAAAGAUUAUUACUAUAAUUCUCAACAUUUUAAUUUAAAAGAUUGUAGUGGUUAUUUAGUUUCUCUUAUUUAAAGCUGCAGUAGUAAGAGUACCUGUAAAUAUUGUGCCUUUAUCUUGUAGAGAAUUUAUCAUAUGUUGACUCUGAAGGUCAGUCAAACUAUUAUAAAUAUCCAAAUGGUUCUCUUAAAAUACGCACUUUGCCAAACAUAUAAAACGCCUGGAUUUAUUAAACUACAGAACUGUUAGAAUGUAAGAUGAUAUCCUGUUCUACUGAGGUCUGUGGAAAGUUUGUUCUUGAUUUUAGUAAAGAUGAGCUUUCACCCAUAGUUCUAGAACAGUUGAGAAUAAAAAUACUGAUAAUGUUAAGUGCCUGGAUUUGCUGGUGUACAGUAACAAUAUAA